Messenger RNA from Microthlaspi erraticum, 417 nucleotides. The record is from the annotation of a GenBank genome assembly. Lineage: Eukaryota; Viridiplantae; Streptophyta; Magnoliopsida; Brassicales; Brassicaceae.
AUGGAAGACCUAUGGAUCCAAGUAACCGGGGAUUCGGUGGCAAACACCAUCAAUACUCGCGUCUAUGGAAGAUCUAUGGAUCCAAGUAACCGGGGAUUCGGUGGCAACCACCAUCAAUACUCGAGUCUAUGGAAGUUCUCGCUAGCGCGCAGAACGAAGCUUCGGAAGUUUGGCCGCGCGCGGAGGAGUUCCCGACGUCCAAAAGUUACGAUCUUGAUAUGGAAAGAUAGAUACUUGAGUCAUGCAUCACGUCGAAGUGGAAUGAAGCCAUUUGGAUCAACUAUGAGGCCUAGACUUAUUUUCUACCGAGACAUGUCCGGUAAGCGAGUAAACGAAGCCCAUGGAGGAUUUGGAGUGUCUAAUGGCCCGAGCAGCAGCGCCAAAGGCCUUGAUCGAAUAGAGAAGAGGCCUGGCUAA